AGGAACAGGAGAAAGCAGAGAAGCUUCCGAUCCCCAAACCGCGUUGCGUCGACACAAACCGAAUCAGCAACGAACCGAACCCAAUUCCGGGCUGCCUUGCCCACGAAUCAACCACCCCAACGCCCAUCCCACUCCACCGGAACCUAUCCAAUCCAAUCCGCCGCGUCAACACCCAUCUCCCCCGUAUCAAAUUCUCACCACGAUCCUCCAACAACGACGCAAAGAGAGAGGAAGGGGAACGCACAGUAGAUCGACAGCUGCCGAGGGGAUUUUGAUCUAAGGCGAUCCAAUCGAAGCAGCAUCCCGCCUGCCGCCAUGAGCUUCAUCUUCGGCAAGCGGAAGACCCCAGCUGAGCUGCUGCGGGAGAACAAGCGCAUGCUUGAUAAGUCCAUCAGGGAGAUUGAGAGGGAAAGGCAGGGCUUGCAGACCCAGGAGAAGAAGCUCAUUGCAGAGAUCAAGAAGGUUGCCAAGCAAGGACAGAUGGGAGCUGUAAAAGUUAUGGCAAAGGACCUUAUCCGGACAAGACACCAGAUCACAAAAUUUUAUGCCCUGAAGUCCCAGCUGCAAGGUGUCUCUCUUCGUAUUCAGACCCUGAAAUCCACACAAGCAAUGGGAGAAGCCAUGAAGGGCGUCACGAAAGCCAUGUCACAGAUGAACAGGCAGAUGAAUCUGCCGGCGCUGCAGAAGAUAAUGCGGGAGUUUGAGAUGCAAAAUGAGAAGAUGGAGAUGGUCAGCGAGGUGAUGAAUGACGCCAUCGAUGACGCCUUGGAGGGCGACGAGGAGGAGGAAGAAACGGAAGAGCUUGUCAGCCAAGUCCUUGACGAAAUCGGCAUCGACAUCAACUCCGAGCUUGUCAAGGCCCCCGCGACCGCAGUCUCCAAGCCGGUCGCGGCAGGAAAAGUGCCUGCUCAAGCUGAAGCUGCGGGCGGGAUGGACGGUGGAAUAGACGAUGAUUUGCAGGCGCGGCUUGACAACCUGAGGAAGAUGUGAGCAUUGGGCUCUGACGGAAAUAUCCUCGCGAGAUACUCUCUGUAGUUUUGUAUCAUAAAAGGCCACUCUGGCAAUCUUUCCGACACAUCAUUUGCAGUGUGUUUGGCAUUGACCGUAUGUAUAUAGAUUGUCAUAUUAUUGUCAGUAUAUCACAUGCUAGGAAUUGCUUGUUCAUAGUCUCAUUUGGCACACUGUUGUCAUGAUUCUGAA
This is a messenger RNA of Brachypodium distachyon (stiff brome), 1200 nucleotides long. Its product is annotated as vacuolar protein sorting-associated protein 2 homolog 1. NCBI's taxonomy places the organism in Eukaryota, Viridiplantae, Streptophyta, Magnoliopsida, Poales, Poaceae. The transcript is spliced from 5 exons. Gene Ontology annotation, cellular component: ESCRT III complex; multivesicular body. Gene Ontology annotation, biological process: protein transport; endosome transport via multivesicular body sorting pathway; late endosome to vacuole transport. The record is from RefSeq and is a predicted model, not a curated record. The coding region runs from base 316 to 990 and encodes 224 amino acids.